AUGGACUAUCGAAACAACUCUUUGUGCACCAAUCGAGAUGUUCAGAUCGAACUGCAAAGAUUGUUGAGAAUGCACAUCCCUGCGUACCUCCACACCAGUUUGGUCAUCGAGUCAAUUGCGAAACAUCGACUGCACGUGCUGCAGUCGACUUACACCAUCGUCGUUCACAAACGGCACGUGCGGUCGUUGUGUCAUGUUCAUAUUCUCAUGUCCUUUGGCGGCAAUUUUGCUUUCAUGUUUGGAGAGAUAGGCAUGGAUUAA
Messenger RNA from Soboliphyme baturini, 261 nucleotides. NCBI's taxonomy places the organism in Eukaryota, Metazoa, Nematoda, Enoplea, Dioctophymatida, Soboliphymatidae. The record is from the annotation of a GenBank genome assembly.